This is a messenger RNA of Dioszegia hungarica, 3354 nucleotides long. Its product is annotated as putative cdk-related kinase. The record is from RefSeq and is a predicted model, not a curated record. Bases 1 to 3354 code for a protein of 1117 amino acids. The transcript is spliced from 5 exons. Gene Ontology annotation, biological process: intracellular signal transduction; protein phosphorylation. Lineage: Eukaryota; Fungi; Basidiomycota; Tremellomycetes; Tremellales; Bulleribasidiaceae. Gene Ontology annotation, molecular function: protein serine/threonine kinase activity; ATP binding. Gene Ontology annotation, cellular component: nucleus; cytoplasm.
AUGGGGUAUGAUAUAUCGCCUCAACCGACCGUCUCGAUCGGCUCGAGCGGAUCGACCUAUCUUCAACAUCCAUAUCAGCCUCCACCCCCACAUCACCAUCCUAGCUAUCCACAGCACACAUCCUCCCCCUCGCACUACCCAGCGGGGGAGCCUUACCCCAGCCCAGUUUCGGCACAGUACUAUUCGGCGGCCAAGUACGCGUCUCCCUCUCCUUCCCAUCAUUCGCCCUCGCCCUCGAAAUUCUCUCAGCAGCAGAACCAGGUGCAACCUGCCUACAACGGAGAGUGGGGUCAGCAGGCGGGUCCAUCCACCUACCGGAGGCCGAGUGGAAGUGAGAGGAGGAGGGAAGAGCGACCAGUAGAGCAUGAGGAUGGGCGGGUCGGCGUGGACGAUCCUUUUGGGGAAAGAUCCUAUACCGAGGUCAAGUGCCUCGGGGACGGCAGUUUCGGCACUGUAUGGCUAUGCGACUGGCAUUCGCCGGUGCGGGCGCAGACGUACCUCUCAGCCAUGCAGUGCGGAGCGGGUGCGAGGCCAGAGUGGUCGGGAAAGAAACUGGUUGCGCUGAAGAGGAUGAAGCGGGUAUGGGAGGGAGGAUGGGGAGAGGCGAAGAAUCUAGGGGAAUUGGCUUCCCUCCGCCUAAUACCACCUCACGACAACAUUAUCCCCCUCUACGACGCCUUCAUCUCGCCCAAAUCUCGCGAGCUCUACUUUGUAUUUGAGUGCAUGGAGGGAAACCUCUAUCAGCUCACCAAAUCGCGUCGAGGUCGACCGCUCGCAGCCGGACUCGUCGCUUCCUGCUUUCACCAGAUCUCUGCCGGACUCCACCAUAUCCACCUUCACGGCUACUUUCAUCGCGAUAUGAAGCCAGAAAACCUCCUCGUCACCACUACCGGCUUGACCGACUAUCUCACGGCGGCCACACUCAAUACCAUCAACGCGCGGGGUACGGAAGAGGUGGAGAUGCGGUAUGAAAAGGACGUCUCCGUGAUUGUCAAGUUGGCGGACUUUGGUUUAGCUCGAGCCACCAAUAGCAAACCUCCAUACACCGAGUACGUCUCGACCAGGUGGUACCGCGCCCCAGAGGUGCUACUGCGGUCGAGAGAGUACGGCCCGCCGGUGGACAUGUGGGCGCUGGGGACAAUCCUGGCGGAGAUGGUCAAUCUCAAACCCCUCUUCCCCGGUGUCUCCGAAAUCGACCAGGUCUUUCGGAUUUGCGGGACGAUGGGUGAUCCGUCGUCCGAAUACGGGCAUGAUGAGAGAGGACGGACCAUCGGCGGCGGAAGCUGGAACACGGGAAUCAAGCUCGCCAAGAAUGUCGGCUUCUCGUUCCCCAAGCUCAAGCCCGUUCACUUUCGGGGCCUGUUCAGCGAGAACGUCCCGCAGUCCCUAAUCGACUGCAUCUCGGAUCUCCUCCGGUACAACCCCCGCUAUCGGCUCACCUCGGCCGAGUGCAUCGAACAUCCCUAUUUUCACGAAACCCUUCCCCAUCUCCGUCAAACACCGCCCAUUCCCAGAGUACCCUUCUCAAAGGGUCAACCAGCUCCCGGCGCGCUACGGCAACCCGCUCCCAACCUCACAGCUCCUCCCCGGCAAAUUCCCCCAUCCCACUCCCAUCAAGCGAUGCCUCAACCCCCAACCCGCCCUGCUUUCGCGGACGGGGAUAUGCGUAUCCUUCCUCCGCCAAUCAGCACUCCGGACCACGGCUCUCGCUCGGGUUCGGGACGGCUAUUCUUCCCCCCACACGGCGAAGCGGACGGCAGAGUCUUUGGCGCCUCUGCGCUGGUCAAUCAGCUCCGGGAGCUGGACCUUCCUACGGAAGAUCUAGCAUCUUAUGGCGAUCGGCCGCCGCCUUUGGCGGGAGACAAGCGGUGGCAAGAAUCGCAUCCAGCGUACGCCACGCCCGACGGGUCUUCUGCGUCCGCCAGACAGCACACUCCCUCCAUGUCCGGCCUCAACAUUUCGGAUCAGCCGCGUACCAGGCCCACUCGGCCAUCUCGGGACGAGGUCGCGCAGUACGUCGAACGGCAGAACCAGUACGACACUGAUCCUCGUCGUGCCGGAUCGCAGGUACCUCCCCCCAUCGUGCCCAUCGAGUCAGCGCCGGUAUACAUGCCUCCUCCGCCCGCACCUGUCGGCGCCGUCAGCAAGAAGAAAAAGUGGGGUCUAUCCAGCGUCUUUGGGUCCAGCGAGAAGCACCUUCCGCCCGUGGAUGAGCAUACCGGAUACGCUGGGUCGUCGCUCAAGCGCACACAAUCUGGGAAUCAACCACGGCCGGUCGAUCCAGCUACAAUACUGGACCCCAAAAAGGCCAAGAAGGAGGCGGAGCGGCAAGCACGGGAAGUGGAAAAGCAGAAGCGCGAGGCGGCAGUGGAACGGCAAAAGGAGCGCGCGCGGGCGGUCAUGCAGAAGCGAGAAGGCGCAGUCAAGCAAGGGCAAGACUUUGAGUUGAAUGCGUCCUCAUCGUUCGAGCCUAGCAAGUUGACAAAUGUCAACAAUCUUGGCGUCGGCUCGUCGGCCAACCUCGGUCAGACGGCAUCGGGUUCCCGCGCGAGCCUCGCGUUGCCGCAUCCGGCAGGGCAGAGCGCUGUCAGCGUACACUCUCACGAGUCGGGCGGGAGUCAGAGCGUGUCCAUCGCGGCGUUGGCUCAGCGGGACAGAAUGGAGAUGGAGCGGGAUCCUCUGUACGGAGCUCGGCACAAGGCGAGGAGAAGGGAUGAUGAUCUUGAUCAUUCCAGAUCGAGCUUGGAUAUCAACAGCUUGAAGAGUCGGAGCGCCUUGACCAUUGGGACUAUAGAUAGCGAUCCCGGCCCGCGCCGAAAUUUCGAUCCCAUUCAUGAAGGCCAGUCCCGCCGACACGCCUCGCACUCGCUCAACAAGCCUGGAUCCCGAUCCGCUUCCAAAUCACGCUUGAUGUCUAUAUCGAAUCUGUCCCAAGACUCUCAGCUCGCCAACGACUUUAGGGUCCACGCCAAUGUCGGCUCUUCCUCCUCGACGAGUCUUGGUCGCCACGGACAGAGCAGCAUGUCACUGCACGGUCAAAGCGCGCUCAGCUUGCACGACCUCCCGCCUGUCCCGACGCAGUACCUCCAUCAUCACGGCUCUACCGAGAUGUUUUCCCAGACACAAGGCUCUGCGCCCACCAGCCCAUACGGUCAUCCAACAGGCACGGCGGUGGCGAUGGGUCAGGGAAUAGGACGGGACUAUGUGCAGCAGGGCUUGCCUCCUAUCAACGACUGGGAGGGGCAGGGUUUGAUCAAUCCGAUGUUUCGACGGGCUGGCCAGACGAAUACUCUACCCCCUUUUGCAGCCCUAGCCAGCGUGGCGGAUAAGCAACGGCCUCCACCACAUCCUUAA